Stylophora pistillata is the source of this 2687-nucleotide messenger RNA. RefSeq lists its product as uncharacterized. The record is from RefSeq and is a predicted model, not a curated record. Lineage: Eukaryota; Metazoa; Cnidaria; Anthozoa; Scleractinia; Pocilloporidae.
AUUCUGAAUGCUUUUAGUCCUUUAGAAUAUUCAACAUCUAAUAUUCCAUAGGAUUGGGACGAUUCCAAAAUGUCGAUCGAAGUAUCUGAGCGGGGGCGUUCACUCAGAAUUGGAAAUGUAUCGUGUUAUCUUAAAUGUACCUUAAAGCAUCUUCUUCAAACUGAAAAAUUAUAGAAAAAAAUCCGAUACUGAAAGUUCCUGUUUUCAAAAGUGAGGCAUGCAUUAUUUCUGAGCGCAAAUGAACUGUUGAAGCCUUUGAUACUCGUGACCGCAUUUUCAAGUGGCCUUCAUUCAUCGUUUAGCUACAACUCUGUGGACGGACCCCUAGAAAUGUCAAGCAUCAGUUUUCAUUUCACCAACUGUGUAAACUUUACAAACAUCUUCAUCUAAUAAAUACCCCCUUUUUUCAUCGCGUGACUUUAUCGCUCAGAAAACCAAGAGAUUUGCUGUGGUCACGCAGCACCCGUGCAACGUCACGUAACUCUGAUACAAAUCGCCGUGUUACAGAAUAGACCAUUGUAAUUUUAGGCCCGGUUCAAACGUCGAACUUUACAUGUGCCGAACCUAAUUAUUAGGUUCGGCACAUGUGAAGUUCGACGUAUGAAUCAAUUAGGAACGGCACUUUUGUAUUUGGGUCGACUCUGCCGUUCUAUUCGACUGAGCUAGUCGAAUAGAACGGCAAAAGAUCGGCUUCGAUUCAUACGUCGAACUUCACAUGUGCCGAACCUAAUGCAUACAUUAUGCAUACAUUAAAUUAGUAAUUUUUUUCCCACAAUCCCACUAGUUUUUACGUAGUUGUCAUGCGCAAAAGACAACAUUCGAAUAAAAUGGCGGGGAAAGAAGAGCAAUGUUGUUCGUCUUGCCUAAAAACUACAAAGUAUACUUGUUUGAAGUGCAAGGAAUAUUUCUGCAUGCCCUGCUCCAUCUUUGAGGACGAUGAAACUGUCAUUGGUUGGAAAGCGGGGAGUUCAGUGGCAUAUUGCGAGCCAUGCUUCAAAGAAGUCAUGGAAGAGAGCGAAUUAAAGACCGUGAAUGUUGUAGAUGACGAUUCUGAUGAAUCCCGCGAAGAUACAGUUCCUGAGAAGCAAGAAGAACGACCUUCCACUAAAAAAAAAUCGGUGAAUGGAGAUAAAAGGAAAAGGAAACAAAUGGCUGAAUCCGACGAUGAUGAUGAGGUAGAAGAGGAUGAAAGUGAUGGAGACUCGAAAACAUCCCGCAAACUUUUCUUCAAAAAAGCAAAAGGAAACAAGAAAAAGAAACCUGGUCGCAAAGCCAAGUGGUGUCCACGGGUACUUGAUGAUCUUAUAGAUAUCAUCGUGAGUAGCAACUCAUAUAAAAAGAAACUUAUUUUUACAAACACAAAAAAUCAAAGAAAUGGAGAGCUGUAUGGAGAGAUUUUGAAAGAAGUUAAAGCUAGAGCCUCUGCAAGGGGUGAAAACUUCAAUUUCUCUGUUAAUCAGUUGCGUAGCAAGUUCAAAAAAUGUGUCUGCGUGUGUAAGCAAGCAGCCCUGACACAAAAAACAGCAACUGGGAUCAAAAGAUUUCAGGAGGAUCAAGGAUUUGGCAAGUGGUUCACUGCUUUGUUUGAAGUAGUGAAGACAAGAGAAUCUUGUCAGCCUGAUUUAGCACUGGAACCCUCAGCCUCACCUUCACCUAGUGAUCUUUCGGGAGAAUGUGUGGAUGAUAGUGCCAAAGAAAAAGAACUAUUUGUUCCUGUGAAAGCAAAAAGAAGGCAGUCAUCUAAAGAGAGAUUGGAUACAGCAACAAUAGAGGCACUGACCCUUGUAAAGGAGGCUGUUCAAAAUGACCCCACAAAAGAACUGAUAUCAUUUAUGAAAGAAGAAAUGGAAAAGUCUAGACAGCAUGAGCUCAAAUUGUUUCAGCUUUUGCUCAACCAAAGAAGUGAGGCCAGCUUUCACAGCAUUCCCUAUUCCAGCAAUGAACACAGAUAUAACGCAAAUUUUAGCCCUUACCCAAGCUGGCAUAGUGGUGCACAGGCUAUCCCAAGUCACCCAGGAUCGAGCAUGCCUGAAUGGUCCCCUGGGGCACCUUAUCAGGAUGCAAUGGGAUUAGACCAAAGUUUUGUUGCUACACCUAAAUACACGCGGUUGUGAUGAUCACGCAUAACCCCCUUUUUGUGCUUAAUGAUAUUACUCCUCUGUUCCUGUUAGUAUUUUUUUCUUGUAAAAAAAAAGAAGCAAGUCGAUGGUUAAUGUUUUGCACAAAGCUUGUGAAUUUUGUUAGGUAAUAAAUUCAAAAGUUCAUGUUCAAAGUAAACAGUUUUAAUAUUGUAAAAGCAAUUUUUUACAACACAUUAUUGUACAGCUGUAGGGAAGUGUUUGCUUUUUUACAGCACAUGUUCAAUCAGUGAUGUUAUAAACAUCUGAUGAUUAAUAUAGUUUGGUCAAUAUGAUUUGGAAAACGCAAUGAAAAUAUAUAGUUUAUAAGUCAAUGUCAUUUAGUGAAUUGUGUAAAACUAUUGGAAGAAAAUGGAUUAUUUAAGUAAAUAAUGAAUUAUUUAAUUUAAAGGAUUUAUUUAAUUUUUAUUUUCCUUCAUUGAAAACAAAUAUUCCAUUUUAGAUAUUAUGUACAUGUAUAUUGAAAUCGGUUUGUAUUAUUUACUUACCAUGACAAAUUAUGUGACAUGGAUCGAAUAAAUAACAGAGCACGUUAUCAUCAUUUUUAUG